AUAGACAGACAUACAGACAGUUCUACUUCAUUUAUCCUUUUUAUACUUUGCAUUUAUUACAGGACUAGAUCUCACUCGCUUUUACUUCUACGUCCUUUUUCGUUGUUGUCAUUUUUUAAUACCUCUAACAUUGCACCUUUCACAUCCAUAUCCAUGUCCUUGACCUUCCCAGUUAAAUAUGGGCCUCCUUCCCAUAUCAGACCAAAACCAUACCAUCUCAUGCUUGAGCUCUUGGAGUCGCAAGCCAACAAGAAACUAAUGGGAGAAUACUUCGACGAUAUAACAUCAACAUUGGCCGAGUUUGAACCACUUGCUGCUGUCAACCCUGCCAUGAUCGACCUCCAGCCCGAAAUUCAGUGGUUCAUGAGACCAUUCUUGCUCGACUUCUUGAUUGAGCUCCAUUCGUCAUUCAAAUUGCAACCUCACACAUUGUUUCUCUGCCUCAACAUCAUCGACAGAUACUGCGCAAAGAGAAUCGUGUUCAAGAGACACUACCAAUUGGUGGGAUGCACGGCAUUGUGGAUUGCUGGAAAGUACGAAGACAAGAAGCUGCGGGUGCCCACGUUGAAGGAGUUGACGAUUAUGUGUCGCAGUGCCUAUGAUGAGGAGAUGUUUAUUCAGAUGGAACGACACAUAUUGAGUACUCUUGAGUGGAGCUUGUCGUACCCUAAUCUUGAAGAUUGCUUACAGUUGGCUAUCAAGUGCUCCCAUGUGUCCAACGUUACUCCUUGUAAAUAUAACGAGACGGUGGAGGGGAACGGCAAGAAUAGCACUGUGUCGGCCAUCACCGCCGUGGGGAGAUUUCUUUGCGAAUUGUCAUUAUAUGACAAGUAUUUCUUGUCGGUUACUCCUAGCUUAGUGGGUAUUGCUGCUAACCUACUUGCAUGUUCCAUGUUGAAGAUUCCUGAUGCCUCCAAUGCAUUAAAGGCGUUGAUUUCAGAAGUGUACAAUAACUACGACUCUGAUGACGACUCCGAUAUAAGCAUCUACGAUGACAACAUUGAAAACAAACGUCCUAAAGUCCACGGUGCUUUUCUUAGCGGAUUAGAUGACGAAGCUUUACUCACGGUGAAGAAGAUUGCGCUUAUGUUGCUUAUACAACUUAGCAAAGUGACCGAUGUGCUUUCCAAGAAAUAUGAGCCAUUGGGAGUCAUCCAAGUGAUCAACAACUUCCAUUCCCGCUACGUCUAUCUUAUUCAACAACUUUACGAGAAUCAAGACAUGAUUGUAUCCAACAUUGACCAGAUCAAUGCCAAGACCCUUUCUAUUGUUGAAGUGCUUUUACAGUUCCCACAAGAGGAGGACUACUACAAGUUUGCUGGCAACAACAACAACGAAAUGUUGGCGGUACCACAAAGUCCGUUUGCCAUGGACUCUGGCCCAGCGCCAUUGACACCACCAAGUGCCACUUCACAAUACAGUGUUUUCUCCAAGAGCGGAGGUAGUAAUAACAGCACCCCCACGCAUGCUAGUGUGGCUAGUUUUGGGGGAGCUGGUCCCAUCCGGACUAAACUGAAGAUCAUGAAGCGGAAGGAGUAUUCGCCCAUGAAGAACAAUUCUUCACCUUUGGUACAGAGACAGGUAUAGGGUAUAAUGGGUUUUAGUAUUUUUUGCAUGAUUUGUAUUUUAAUGAUUCACUUCUUUAUUUAGAUAUUUUAAGUUUUAAUGAACAAUUUUUGAUUGAU
Spathaspora passalidarum NRRL Y-27907 is the source of this 1685-nucleotide messenger RNA. It is a transcript of the gene CCN1, whose product is annotated as Ccn1p. Gene Ontology annotation, molecular function: cyclin-dependent protein serine/threonine kinase regulator activity. The record is from RefSeq and is a predicted model, not a curated record. Gene Ontology annotation, biological process: mitotic cell cycle phase transition; regulation of G1/S transition of mitotic cell cycle; regulation of cyclin-dependent protein serine/threonine kinase activity. Lineage: Eukaryota; Fungi; Ascomycota; Pichiomycetes; Serinales; Debaryomycetaceae. Bases 154 to 1587 code for a protein of 477 amino acids. Gene Ontology annotation, cellular component: cyclin-dependent protein kinase holoenzyme complex; nucleus; centrosome. The transcript has a single exon.